Messenger RNA from Esox lucius (northern pike), 2306 nucleotides. It is a transcript of the gene cpdp, whose product is annotated as CPD photolyase. The record is from RefSeq and is a predicted model, not a curated record. The coding region runs from base 148 to 1782 and encodes 544 amino acids. Gene Ontology annotation, molecular function: deoxyribodipyrimidine photo-lyase activity. The transcript has 10 exons. Gene Ontology annotation, biological process: photoreactive repair. Lineage: Eukaryota; Metazoa; Chordata; Actinopteri; Esociformes; Esocidae.
AAAGAUUAGGUGUUACAAAACCAAAACACCACGCGUUUGUACGUGUGCAUUCAGUGUUUUUCAAAUUGAUUAAUAUAAAGGAGCCUCAGUAAACUACGUGUUUGAAACACAUUUGAAGGAUUGUUUGAUACAAUUGCAAGAUUUUUUAUGCAUCGUAGUUGGUGGCUCCUCCGAACAUCCCACCACGUCUGGAAGUGUGCAGCCAUCGAGAGCCGAAUACCCUACCAUAACUUAAACAAAUUAAUAGGUCUAAGCAGCAUUAACCCCCGGACCAACAUGCCAGCUGAAAAACGCAAAGCGCCUUCUAACAAAAUGGGCAAUGCCAAAAAGCAGAAGCUGCAGGUGGCGAAAGAGGGGAUGGGGGAGAGUGAAGAGGUGAAUGAGCACCAGAACCAGGACCUGAAAUUCAACAAGAAGCGCAUGCGUUUCCUGUCCCAAACCGAGAAGAUGAAGCAGGGUUCAGAGGGCGUAGUCUACUGGAUGAACCGGGACCACAGGGUCCAAGAUAACUGGGCUUUGAUCCUCGCUCAGCAGCUUGCCCUGGAGGGGAAGGUGCCGUUGCACAUCUGUGUCUGUCUAGUGCUGCCACAAAAUUCUAAGCUGGCCACCCUACGGCAUGUUGGCUUCAUGCUGAGAGGACUGGAGGAAAAUGCCAAGGAAUGCCGUGCCCUCGAUAUUCAGUUCCACUUGCUCCAGGGUUCCGCUGGGGAAGUAUUGCCGGGCUUUGUGGCAGACUGGAAUUUGGGGGCUGUGGUGACUGACUUCUCCCCUCUAAGGGAGCCACUGCGCUGGCUGGAAGAUGUCAAAAAGGGGAUUCCAUUAGAUAUCCCCUUCAUACAGGUGGAUGCCCAUAACGUGGUGCCCUGCUGGGUGGCGUCAGACAAGCAGGAGUACGCUGCCAGGACCAUCCGUACCAAGAUCAACAAGCUUCUGCCGGAGUUUCUCACCGAGAUGCCCACAGUGGGCAAACACCCGCACCCAGCUGCUCAAACCGCCAAGCCAGUAGACUGGGCCGGGCUGAUGUCUUCUUUGGAAUUGGACAGGACAGUGGAGGAGGUGGGUUGGGCCAGACCGGGUACUGCAGCAGGCUUGGCCAUGUUAGAGUCCUUCAUCGACCAGCGUCUCAAGAACUUCGCCACUCUGAGGAACAACCCUAACUCCUCAGCUUUAAGCCAGCUCUCUCCGUGGAUCCGCUUCGGUCACUUGUCUGCCCAGCGUGUGGUGCUCCGGGUCAAGAGCUGUGAGAAGAAGGCUAGGGAGUCCGUACCCACCUUCAUAGAAGAACUGGUGGUGCGACGAGAGUUGACCGACAACUUCUGCUUUUACAACAGCAACUAUGACAGUGUCAAGGGUGCCAGCGACUGGGCCCAGAAGACGCUGAAGGAUCACGCCAAGGAUCCCAGGCCGUAUGUCUACUCACAGGAGCAGCUGGAGAAGGCCCAGACACACGACAAACUCUGGAACGCAGCCCAGUACCAGAUGGUGACUGAAGGUAAGAUGCAUGGCUUUAUGAGGAUGUACUGGGCCAAAAAAAUCCUGGAGUGGACAUCCUCGCCAGAGGAGGCACUCUCCAUCGCCAUCUACCUCAACGAUCGCUACGAGUUGGACGGACAGGACCCCAAUGGAUUUGUAGGCUGCAUGUGGUCUAUAUGUGGGAUCCACGACCAGGGCUGGGGCGAGAGGCCCGUCUUCGGGAAAAUCCGGUACAUGAACUACAAGGGCUGCACCCGCAAGUUUGACGUGGCUCAGUUCGAGAGGAAGUACUGCCCCAAAACAGCCUGAGGAGGACAGAGCCUAGGGUUAAGGCAGGCGAAUGGUGUAGACUGUGGGAGUAUUCAUCUCAGGUCUCUGGGUCAUACUCAUAAGGUCAAAAUAUAGCUAAAUGUUUGUCUUUUUUUAUUGGAUCCAUUUCAGGCUAUCCAUUCCUGUUGCAGUUUUUUUUAAAUCUGUUUGGUGUUCAAGAUGGGGUCUAGUGUAGGUUAGCUCAUCCUGGCACAUAAACAGAAAAUGAACAUCUGUGUUCUUAUUGGACAAAUUAAGAGAAAAAAAUCCAGACAUGGGUUUGCUGCCACAAGAUAAAGCUGGCAUUUCUCAUUUACAUUAUGUUUCAAAACAUUUUCUUCCUACAUGUAUUUUUCAAAGCCUUUUAGGUUCAUAUAAGUACAUGCAGACACUUGGUUAACUGUUUUAAUACUACUUGUUUUAAUACUACUCUGUGUUUGUGGUAUCCUAGUAACAUUCAGAGGAUGCUAGUAAGGUUCUGUGUUUUAAAGAUUAAAGGUUUAUUUUCUUUGGUUUUUCUAGAA